Clarias gariepinus (North African catfish) is the source of this 4808-nucleotide messenger RNA. RefSeq names its product ring finger protein 38 (gene rnf38). NCBI's taxonomy places the organism in Eukaryota, Metazoa, Chordata, Actinopteri, Siluriformes, Clariidae. The transcript has 13 exons. Bases 285 to 2243 code for a protein of 652 amino acids. The record is from RefSeq and is a predicted model, not a curated record.
CUGAUGGUCUCUGUCACAUUUUAAUCAGCGCCGUCGGUCUGGGCGAGCACAGGAGCGGAGCUUUAAAGCAGGAGGGGGGCAAAAAAAACCGGAUAAAUAUAUUCACACACAUGAGCCCGUCGUUGAAGUUUGGGAUUUAUUCCGUUCGGGUUCUGUUCAGUCGAUUUUAUUUCCUGCUUUGGAGGGGAGCAAAGUAAGAGAAGGAGAUAGAUGUUCUAUAUAUGUAAUAUAUAUAGAGAUAAAGAGAGAAAGCCAGCCUUCCCACCCACCCCCGUGUAAAGGAAAUGCCCAUCGCGGCUACUGGUGCACCGCCAGCGACUCCCGAGCCCCGUGUGCGUCCCCGCGUGCCCAAGCGGGCCCCAGAAGGCGACUACGGUGCACCCGAGGCGGCCCUAGACGCGGACAGACUACCCUCCUCCUCUUCUCCUUUCUUAGUGGCACCUUCUUCUCCUCCAGCUCUCUCGCCCCACCCCAUGGCCACCGAGCCACCCCGGACUCGGUCCCGCUCGCGCUCCGGAUUCUACCAGAGCGCCGGCGCGAACGGCGGCGCUGGAAGUUCAGGCGCAAACCUUCAUCAUCUGCACCACCACCAUCACCAUCAGCAUCAACAACAUCAUCAACAGCACCAGAUCAGUGGUGCAUGCGCAGUGCUCGGGGCUCACCCUCAUCCGGAGAACCUGCGUCCACCCGCCGGGAUGCUCUCCCCGAGCGGACAUCGGCACCCGGGUCCCGGGGCACACAGGAGUCCUGGAGGAGCAGGAGCCAUGGGAGGAGUGUAUCACUAUCAUUCGGAGCCGUCCUGCGCAGACGCCACAGAUAAGACGGAGGACUCGCCCAGUCCAAAACGCCAGCGGCUCUCGCAGCAGUCUGUCCUUGAGCUGGCCUCUGCCCCGCCCUCCACGCCCUCGCCACCCAUCAGACCGUGGGAGCUUCCGCCCAGCCGCAGACCACACCCCUAUCCUCACUCACACUACCACUCGGAGCGCUGUCACACACCUGCCAGACACAGACGCAGUCCUCCGGCGAGGCGUCAGCGUGCCCGACGCGAGCGCCUCUCUCGGCUCCAUCACGGCUCCCCUGGUGGCCCCCAGGACGAGAACUACCGCCACCCUCUUCACUCGUACGGCCCUGCCGUGCCCCCUCACCCACCGGCGGGCACCGACGAGCCCCGCGCCUUCCACCCUCCUGCUCUGUCGCCACGGUUACUGCAUCCACAGCAGCAAGGCACCGUGGUCAUGGACCUCCACGAGCAGCUUCCUCAGGGUACAGUUCCUGUAUCGUACACCAUGUCUCCUGUGGCAGCCCACGCCCUCCCGCCUCCUCUCUGUACGGGACAGCAUAUCCCAGCAUGCUCCUCUCAGCAGCAGGUCCCCGCCUGCUCGGUGGUGUUCAGCGGCCAGCAGCACUACCCCGUCUGCCCGCCACCGAUGUUGCCUGCGUGUUCGGUGCAGCACUUGCCCGUGCCGUACGCAUUCCCGUCUCUGCUUUCCAGCGAUUCGACCUUCCUGCUCCACCCGCCACACCACCUCUCGCACCAUCACCAUCCGCCACACCUCGCCCCUCCCACACACUUCCUUCCCUUCCAGACACAACAGUCAAGAUCACCACUACAAAGGAUUGAGAACGAGGUGGAGCUUCUCGGAGAUCACCUGCCAGUAGGAGGCAGCUUUAACUACGCCCACUCGGGCCACCCCAGCCCCCUGCCUCCGUCCACGCCGCUGCAGUUCCUCUCACACGAUCCCCUGCCGCAGGAGCUUUUCAGCGUCCCGUAUCCACACUUCAUGCCUCGACGCAUCGCCGGUCGGCGGUAUCGCUCUCAGCAAGCCGUGGCUCCGCCCCCGUAUCAUCCCAGCCUCCUUCCGUACUUCCUAUCUGUUCUUCCAGUGCAGCCUACAGCGGUGGGGCCGGCCAUCAGCCUAGAGCUGGAUGUAGACGACGGCGAAGUGGAGAAUUACGAGGCUCUGUUGAACCUCGCUGAACGUCUCGGAGAAGCCAAACCGCGCGGUUUAACAAAAGCCGACAUUGAACAGCUGCCUUCAUACAGAUUUAACCCCAGCAACCACCAGUCUGAACAAACGCUGUGUGUGGUGUGCAUGUGUGACUUCGAGUCACGGCAGCUGCUCCGUGUGCUGCCCUGCAAUCACGAAUUCCACGCCAAGUGUGUUGACAAAUGGCUCAAGGCGAACAGAACCUGCCCGAUCUGCCGAGCCGACGCUUCUGAAGUCCAGCGGGAUUCCGAGUGACCCUUUUACACCCGUCUCACACACACACUCAUACUUGCGUACACACCCCAUCUCACCCGUUUCUUUUGGACUUUUUCCUCACACUGGACUUCCUUUAAGAAACACACACACACAUUUUCCCUCGCAACAGUAAAAGCUUUGUGAUUGGCUUCUGUUUGCAUCAUAUUGUGGUUCUCUGAAAAGAGCAAGCACAGAUGUCUGAACACACACACACACACACACACACACACACACACACACACUUAUACCGACCCCAAGAAUCCAAAGACGGUUCUCUGUUCAAAUUAGGACCCCCCCCCCUCCCCACAUCACUGCCAUUUCUUUCCUCUUUAUUAUAUUAUUUGUUCUAUUUUUGUUCAGUUCAGGUGGGUACAGUGUGCCUGAGGUCAGACAUUUUUUUUUUUUUUUUUUUUUGUGUUUGUGUGUGUGUGUGUGUGUGUGUGUGUGUGUGUACACUAACAUUCCCGAGCGUGUGAAUUGAGCUUGGGGUUGAGCUAUUGGGUGUGCAUGUCCUUUUCCUUUACGAAUAAAAGAAUAUUGCAUAUAAAUGUAUGUAUGUAUCAAUAUAGAGGGACAAAAUAACACACACACUCACACUUAAAAAAAAAAACAAAUAAAUAAAAGAUUGUGUUCUUUUCUUCCAAAAAAAAAAAAUCUAUAUAUUUAGACAGGUGGGGUUUUUUGCUCAAUUGCGAUCUUAGCAGUCUUAUAGAAUUGGAAUACUGUGAGCUUUUCUUGUGUGUGAGAGAGUGUGUGUAAGAGUGUGUCAGUGUAUCUUUUUGGGUUCCUCGUGUGUUAUUAUUAUUUAUCCCGUAUGCGUGGUACAGAACACUGGCUUCCCGGUCUUGCGUCUACUCUCGAUUCUGAUUGAUUGAAACGCUUGCGUGUGAUUGGUCAGGAGAUGCCUUAGGGGCGGAGUUUUAUUUUAAUUUAGUUUUUUUUUAAAUUCCCUCUUUCUUUGACGCUCCUGCUUCAAGAGUCAGAUCCGUCCUUGUUUUCUUAAACCGCGUACCAUUUAUCCUUGGACGUCGUCUUCCUUCCAUCGCAGUCUUAGUUUUUUUUUUUUAGUUUUUUUUUUAGUUUUUUUUUUUUAAAUAUACAUCACCUCUUUUGUCGUGGCAGGUUUUCCGCACACACGCACUCAAUUUAAAACAUUUAAACGAAGAGCUUGAGGACAGGGCCGUCUAGUCGUCUAUCUCUGAGAAAGAAACCUUGCCUGUUAGCGUUAUGUUUAGCAUUAACGGUGUAGCUCACGUUCGGUUCAACGUUUCGUUCCCGUUGUUUUUGCAACUUUUGCACAGUUUCCACGGCGGUUCAACGACUUCGUCCUCAAGCUUGUUAGGUUUUGUCCAAAGAUGUUUAACAGGAUGGAGAACGGCUCAGGUUUUUUUUUUUUUUUUUCUCUGGAAAGAAAAGUCUGUCCGAUAUAGCCGCCUUUUCAACACUUGGAAACCGUGAGAGCGCUAUCCGCCCUCUUCCACAUACAUGCAUAAAACCAUGAUUGGGAUGGUAAUAUAUACACACACAUACACACACCAUAUAUAUAAUAUUUUCCUGCCCUCACUCAACCAUUUUUUUUAAGUUGGUGUGGAGUUGGAGAAUACGGGCGAGAGAGAGGCUGGCGCACACUUUCUUUUUGGUUUCACGCUCAGCACUACUUCAUCAUUCAGCACUUAUGAAAAAGCUGCAGUUUAACUUUUUUGAUGUAAAAGCAGGUAGCACAGAUUGUGUGUAAAAAAAACAAACAAACAAGAAAUGACACAUUAGGUAGAAUUUGCAUUACUCACAGGUAUAAAAAGUAGCACAAAUUAGUCCUCAGUCUCUCUCUCUCUCUCUCUCUCUCUCUCUCUCUCUCUCCUCCAUUGUGUGUAUAUAAUAACUCGCCACAGACAUUUCAUAGGAUUAUCAGAGAUACCCACGACCGUCCCCUGCCUCGACCUGUGUGUGUGUGAGUGAGCGUAAUAAACGGUUACAUCCUCAAGCUGUCGUAGCUCGCAAACCCGUAGUGUCUUAACUGCAGAUGCCUUUCAGCCGUUCUCCAGCAUCGUCCCGUCCCGCGCUGGCGAUAUGUCCGCCGGUAGUCCCAUUACGCCGUUCCUCCUCUCGUUUGUCUCGGAUCACUUUACUAAACCAGGCGUGUUUUUUUUCGUUUUUACUUUAUAAUGUAUGUAUUUUCCCUCCUGCUUGGUACAAUAGCAGUUACCUCAUUUUUACUAUUUAUGGUGUUUUUUUUUUUUAUUUUUAUUUUGCUAAACGAAUACGAGAGCUUCUGAUCCUUUUUUUUUUUUUAAAUGGGUUUUAAUUUGUUUGUUUUCCAUUAAAAAUACAAUUGUAUCGUUUAACAUGUAGUUUCUUAUGUAUAAUAUCUGUAACCAAAAUCAUUUGAAGGCUUGAUAUAAAAAUUUUUAACAAACAUUUGUACAUUUUCUAUGAGAGUUAUUACUAGUAACACUUUACUAAGUAGUGCAAUGAUUUAUUUUUUUUCCCUCUCUGUCCCUGAUUCCCAGUCGUUUGGAUUUUAAAGGGUGGUUCAGUAAUAAAUGUAUAAUGUUCUCUUCCACAACC